GUUUUCUUCACGCAUCUGUUCGUAUGUUGUGAACUUCCCACACCUGUGAGAUUUAACAGGACGAAGAGGAGCAGACACGACCCUCCACCAUGUUUGGUAAGAGGUCAUUAAUAGUGGUGGUGAUUUCUGUAGCCGUGGGUGUUUACCUGUUACCUUCUCCAAUCGACCCCAAACCACACAUACUGAAGGGGCCCCCUCCAGUGCUCGAGGGGCCCCUGGCCGUCAACACUCGCCUGCAGAAGGGUCGCAGGUUAUUCACUGGAAAACUCCACGGACCAGAAUCCUUCACUGCUGAUGUGGAAGGUAACAUGUACACGGGCACAGUGGACGGGAAGCUGUGGAGAAUCGGUCCAGACGACAGCCUCACCCUCAUCACUCAGAUGGGACAGAAUCGACCAGAAUGUGGCAGCAGCACAGACUUUGAGCCUGUGUGUGGUCGUCCUCAUGGUGUUCGUCUGGAUCGUCACGGUCAGCUGAUUGUUGCUGAUUCGUACCUCGGGCUGCACAGCGUAAACCCUCAAACUGGACAGAAGACUCUACUCGUGGCCAAUUCACAGGGUGCAGAUGGCGUUCCCUUUGCUUUUCUAAAUGGUUUGGACAUUUCCUCCCAAACUGGAGUCAUUUAUUUCACUGACUCCUCCAGUCGCUGGGGUCGAAGACAUGUCAAACUGGAGGUGAUUGAACUGAACAGCCUUGGCCGUCUCCUCUCCUACGAUCCUCAAACCAGAGAAGUGAGUGUCCUUCUGGACUCUCUGUACAUGCCUAAUGGCAUCGUCCUGUCGCCAGAGGAAGACUUCCUGCUGUUGGCAGAGACCAGCAUCGGACGCAUACUGAGAUAUUGGCUCAAAGGCCCCAAGGCUGGCACCAAGGAGGUCAUCAUGGACAACAUGAUUGGUUACCCUGACAACAUCCGCCUUAGUGACCAUGGAACAUUCCUGGUUGGCAUAACAACGCCCCGCUUUCGGAAGUUAAUGCCUCCCUUCCUGGACAUGAUCGCUCCAUAUCCGGCUGUCAAACGCUUCCUGGCCAAGGUGAUUCCUCUCAGCUGGUACAACGCCCUACUGCCACGCUACGCUCUGGUCCUGGAACUGGCGUUGAACGGGGAGCUUCUGGGAACCCUCCAUGACCCAGAAGGUCGGCUCACAUGGGCCAUCAGCGACGUCUUUCAGCACCGAGGGAGGACUUACCUGGGCAGCACCGACCUGCCGUUCCUGGCCGUGGUGGAGGGACCGUGGGAGAGCUGAUGAAGACUGGACUACAUGUAGGAGCUUUCAUUUUGACUCUGGACAGUUUGUGUUGAGAGCUACGAUACUCUGAGAAGAUCUGUGGUUGACACAAACACAUUAUGGUGGUCAGUCAGUGUCCACAUCUAGAUCAAUGAGUGGAGGUGAUUUCAGGUCAUUCUCUGUUCAAGCACUGAAAGUAAAACACUAACUAUGAUAACAUACAGCGGUGACAUGGAAAUGAAAUGGAAUUGAUUUUAAAGGAUUUUAGUGUUUUAAAACAACAGUAAAUUGAACCCGCCUUGAUGAAGUACUGAGAAGAUUAUUGGAAUUAUCGAAGUCACAUGAAGUCAUUUUAAUUUUAUGUACAGUGAGUAAUAACUUGCCAAAUGCAGCAGAGAUAAAAUAAGAUGCAUAUGAAGAACAGAAAUUAUAUGCAGAGGUUGUGGCAGUCUUCUUUUCAUCGCUCUCCAGUCAGCCAAUAGUGACUUGAAAAGGAAAAUCCACAUAAUAUCUCCAAAAAUAGUGAACUGUCUCUGUAUGCUUUGUGUCAAACAGAUUUAAAGAACGAUAAGAAGCUGACAAGAACUUGUUUUAUUCAAUUCACUAUAAACUGUAUUAAAUUUCCGCAGUAUCAUGAAUCUUUAGACCCUUUUUCUUUUUUUUUCAGUAUCGAAAAAUAAGCUUGGGGAAACUAGAAAAACUGAACUGAAGUUACAUUACAUUAUAUCACACUAUAGUUGUGAAGCUGAUUUUAAUCCAGAGCUGGAAGGAAGACCACACAUCUAUAAUUUCAGAUGAUAUUAUCUUUUUAUAACAGUGUUGUAGCGUGUAUGGGCUCAUCAUUUUCCAUUCUAACUAGAAAGUCAGUAGAGUAUAUACCGAGGCCUUAGUUCACAUUGUUAGUAAAAGUGAAUAAAAAACUCUAGACUCUGCUCCUUCUUCUGGAUUAAUUUCAUCGAUUUGUACAGUGUGUGCUCCGUUCCUUACCAUUCAAUCAACCCUUAAAGACAAAACUUUUUCUGUGAUUUUUCUCUUUAUUUAAAUUUACUGAUUUAUCACUGUCUAUUAGUUUAUCUUCUGUAUUUGUGAGUGAAAACCACAUUUUAGUUAUAUUUGCUGAUCACGUUGAUAAAAGCUCAUCAAAUUCAAAGGUUAUUAUAUCGAAAUGGAGAAAACUGAAGAAAAAGUGACUUUUUCAGGUUAAUGUUUCAUUCAUUGAACACAAAACAACUGUCAUUUGUCAAACUCCAUGGAUUUUAUUGGUGAAUUAAUGUUACAGAACAUGACCGUGUUUCCACAUUCAGGUUCAGCCACCGAUGGAUCAGUUAGUUCAGAUCUGAUGCCAGUGAAAACCUUAGAAACUGCAUUUUACCAGAAUCCUUUCAAUGUAUUUAGAGGACUAGCAGUGCAAAUGACACAACAUUUUAGAUCAGUAGAUGUUUUGGUGGACAGCAACUGUUUAGGGUCUUUUAGGGUUAACAGUCAGUUGGUGCAGGAGUUUUUGUGUAAUCCUGUUGAAAGAUCAUAUGUUUAUUCCUCUUUAUACUUUUUUUGUAUAUGCAAAUUGUAGAUGUACUUUUCACUACCCGAAAACUUGAAUUUGUUUUGACUGGAACUACAUUAAAAACUGAUUAGUCAAUGUACAGUAUAGAACUACUUUUUAUUCAUGCAUUUCAUAAUCUAUUGAACAUGUUCCAAAGUGUGUGGCUUGUUGUCUGACAUAUAAGCAAAUGAUCAGUUGGAUACAUGUGGCUUAUAUAUAAGAAAUACAUAAGGCCCCUAAAAAUAAAUAUGACUUUUCCAGAAGGUGUUUGAAGGAACAAAACAUAGACACUGAGUUCACAUAGAAUAUCUGUACAUCUUUGAACAGCAGAAGUCUUAAAGGGGAUGCAGAGCAGCAUGAGAACAGGAAUAUGGGUGGAAAAUUCAUUUUCAUGAGUAAACAGCUCAUUGGGAAUUUGUCAUUUUAAGAAUUAAAACCAGAAUAUUCAGUGCAUGCAAAUGUAGUCACUGACUUGGGGUUGAGUUUCUUUUCCAAUUCCCAGAGCCUGAACUGUGUACAUGACAAAAUAAGGUAAGUCAUGGAAGGAGGUAAAAUGUUAAAAUAGUUUUAAAAAAUUAAGUCCAGUAUCAAACAUGGAUGUUUGUAUUUGACUGUUUUAAUGAACUUUACAUAAAUUAAAACAGGGCUUUAAUAUCUAUUUUUUUUUCUGAUGCAUGUUAGAGAAGCAUUUAAAUGAAGCAAACAGGAUGCAGGGUAUAUUGAUAGAUUGAUAAUUUCUUUAUUUGGACAAAAACACGAGCCAAAAAUACAUCAACAAAACUAUUCAGAAAAAUAAACUAAAGAUGCCAAAACAGCAAAACAGUUCUGACAGGAUGGAAAGUGCAUCAGUGAAAUGAAACAAAGUGUUCAGUCUUACAAGGAAAAAUAAUCACAUAGUGAAUGUGGAGUCCUGUGAUAUUUCACCACACGACUUAAACCUCCGUGUUGUUGCAUGAAACUUUCAAUCAGUCCAGUUCUGACUCCACAAACUGACUACAGAGGAAGACAGAGCUGUAUUAUCCAACAGUAGUAACAUUAAUAACCAGGAAAUCUGGAUUCACAAGAAACAGAUUGGUUUUCUGCCCAAAAGAAGGAAAAAAAAAGCUUGAGAUUAAAUUAACACUAAAAACAACUGAGUCUUGGACAACAAAUGUUACACAGAGAGUUAAACAUCACCUUUUCCUAUAGUCAACAUAAAACUUUGGUUAGUUGUUAAUAAUCUCCACAGAUUUGACCAAACAUUAGAAAAUAUCAGUUCUAGGCAGCUUCAGUCUUAAAAUUGUAAUAUGGAAACAGACACAGAAAAACAGUAAAGUGUACAAAAAUAUACACAGUUUGCAAUGUUAGCAUAAAUACAGUUAAAGCAAGUUAAAUCUUUCAGUUUGUAUCUGAGCCUUAUGGGCUGGAGCAUAAAACCAGAUAUGCAAGAUUGUGUGUUCAGAAAAAAUAACAGCUGUGAAAAUAAAAGAUAAGCAUGAUUAAUAUAUUUGAGUUG
Molecule: messenger RNA, 4264 nt
Organism: Sphaeramia orbicularis (orbiculate cardinalfish)
Lineage: Eukaryota; Metazoa; Chordata; Actinopteri; Kurtiformes; Apogonidae
Product: adipocyte plasma membrane-associated protein
Exons: 9
Coding region: 90-1244 (384 amino acids)
Cellular component (GO): endomembrane system
Molecular function (GO): hydrolase activity
Source: RefSeq, a predicted model, not a curated record